Messenger RNA from Trichechus manatus latirostris (Florida manatee), 1859 nucleotides. It is a transcript of the gene PPP3CC, whose product is annotated as protein phosphatase 3 catalytic subunit gamma. NCBI's taxonomy places the organism in Eukaryota, Metazoa, Chordata, Mammalia, Sirenia, Trichechidae. Bases 253 to 1509 code for a protein of 418 amino acids. The transcript is spliced from 12 exons. The record is from RefSeq and is a predicted model, not a curated record. Gene Ontology annotation, biological process: calcineurin-mediated signaling. Gene Ontology annotation, molecular function: calmodulin binding; calmodulin-dependent protein phosphatase activity. Gene Ontology annotation, cellular component: cytoplasm; calcineurin complex.
GCUAUGAGUUAGAAUCAACUGGACGACAAUGGGUUUUUGGGUUUUAAUAUUUCUAGAACUAUUCCAUAUAGAUACAAUGUAUACUAUAAUUACAGCGAAGCCAGUCAAAACUGAUGUAAGUUAAAAGUUAAACUGUGAUCUCUGUUGGUGUAAUGCCCCCUUUCGUUUUCUCCUAAGACAUACCUUUUCACCUUAUCCUAUGGCCUUUUUCCCCUAGUGUGUGGUGACAUUCAUGGACAAUUCUUUGACCUGAUGAAGUUGUUUGAAGUUGGAGGAUCACCUAGUAACACACGCUACCUCUUUCUGGGUGACUAUGUGGACAGAGGCUAUUUCAGUAUAGAGUGUGUGCUGUAUUUAUGGAGUUUAAAGAUUAAUUAUCCCAAAACAUUGUUUCUACUUAGAGGAAAUCAUGAAUGCAGACAUCUUACAGAAUACUUCACCUUCAAACAGGAAUGUCGAAUCAAAUAUUCUGAAGACGUGUAUGAUGCAUGUAUGGAGACGUUUGACUGUCUUCCCCUUGCUGCCCUCUUAAAUCAGCAGUUUCUGUGUGUACAUGGAGGGAUGUCACCUGAAAUUACUUGUUUAGAUGACAUUAAGAAAUUAGACAGAUUUAAAGAACCUCCAGCCUUUGGACCAGUGUGUGACCUGCUUUGGUCUGAUCCCUCAGAGGAUUAUGGCAGUGAAAAGACCUUGGAGCACUAUACCCACAACACUGUCCGAGGGUGCUCUUAUUUCUACAGUUACCCUGCAGUUUGUGAAUUUUUGCAGAACAAUAAUUUGUUAUCAAUAAUCAGAGCCCAUGAAGCCCAAGAUGCUGGGUAUCGAAUGUACAGGAAGAGCCAAACAACAGGCUUUCCAUCACUCAUUACAAUUUUCUCUGCCCCAAAUUACCUAGAUGUCUAUAACAAUAAAGCUGCUGUGCUGAAGUAUGAAAACAAUGUCAUGAAUAUCAGGCAGUUUAACUGUUCUCCACACCCUUACUGGCUUCCAAACUUUAUGGACGUCUUCACAUGGUCUUUGCCUUUUGUUGGGGAGAAAGUCACAGAGAUGCUGGUUAACGUUCUCAACAUAUGCUCUGAUGAUGAACUAAUUUCUGAUGAAGAAUCAUUAGAAGGAGGCACUACAGUUCGUAAGGAGAUCAUCAAGAAUAAAAUCAGAGCCAUUGGCAAGAUGGCACGAGUCUUUUCAAUUCUUCGGGAAGAGAGUGAGAGUGUGCUGACUCUCAAGGGCCUGACUCCUACAGGUACACUCCCUCUGGGUGUCCUCUCAGGAGGAAAGCAGACUAUUCAGACAGCCACAGUAGAAGCGGUAGAGGCCCGGGAAGCCAUCAGAGGGUUUUCGCUUCAGCACAAGAUCCGGAGUUUUGAAGAAGCCCGAGGUCUGGACCGAAUUAAUGAGCGAAUGCCACCCCGAAAAGAUAGUGUACACACUGAUGGGCCAGUGAAAUUGGUAACCCCUGUACAUCCAAACGCUGCACACAGGAGUGCCCCCGGGAAGAAAACUCAGUAGUGGUUAGAGGCCUGCUGUGACACGGGUGGAUUCAAAACUUAAGAACAAAUUUUAUUUAUUUAUUAUUGGAAAACAAAACAAAACAAACUUAAGCAACUUAAACCUGGAGGUGCGUUCAUAAUGCAGUCUGCGUUUAUUCUGUAAGAAAGGUGACCAUUUUAUAAAUUCUUUUAAUUUAUCUUCAGUACAUAUAAAAAGUACAUCUGUAUUGUUUUUCUCUUUUAGCCUGAUUUUUAGAAAAUGAUCUGACUGUUGUUGAUACAUAUAUGAAGUCUUGUGCUAUAAAGAUGACCUUCCCCUAAUAAAAGGGCCUUAGAAACCUCAACCUGGGGUUUCUGGCUUGAACUGAU